Molecule: messenger RNA, 1167 nt
Organism: Aaosphaeria arxii CBS 175.79
Lineage: Eukaryota; Fungi; Ascomycota; Dothideomycetes; Pleosporales
Exons: 2
Coding region: 1-1167 (388 amino acids)
Source: RefSeq, a predicted model, not a curated record
AUGGAUCAACCCGCCGAGGUCGCAAACAAAGUCCUGCGGAGGGCUCAAGUCUCCAAGAUGACCCGCACCCUGCAGAACCGUCUCGCUUUGGCUAAUGUCAAGAUCAAGCAUGGCUGGGAAAGUCUCAGUCUCGAUGCUCUCGAGCCCAGAGUCGAUGUCGAGCUCAAGCGCAAACGUCCCGGUUCUAGCAACGAAACCAUGUCCGAUGCCUCGAGCGUAUCCGAACGCUUCUAUCCCACAGGCGUGCUCGACUCCUCCCCUCUCGCCGCCCCCAUAUUCUCGGAUGAGCUCCAGCGCUCGGGAAGCAGGGCAGGAAGUCGUUCUGGCAGCAGUCAUGGUCAUAAUAAGAGAACUCGGUACAACCCGUCAUUCAAUAACUAUCCUGGCACCAGCAACCACAACCGAACCAAGGUCAGGACCUCGCACACAGCAUCCGCAUCGUGGAAAUCCAUGCACCGCCUCCCAGAAUCCUCCCCCGUCUACGCUCGCCGACAUGCUCGCUUCGGAACCAUCCACGCCCCUAGUCUUUCAUUUGUCUCAGAAACCUCCACAGUCCCAGACGGCUCACGAUCACCCAUCCUCUCCGAAGACGACGACGAAGAUUUGCCGAUAACCUCGUUCCAGCUCGGCAAUGGCUCGCAUCUCCGUUCCUCUCCUCCUCGAGCACCGCGCACGCCCCCACCAGCCGUUGCUCGGUCAGCUCGUCUACGUCAAAGUGGGUUCACUGCUGCCGCCGCUGCCCGUGAGGGCAACCCCGGCCAAGACGAAGCCAAUUUGCUUAUGUAUCUAGCUACCUCCCCCUCCCCAGCACGACCUGGUGAUUCGAAACCAGUCAUGCUCGCUCCCUCCACGCCGCCGCCGAAACAGACCCCGCUGCCGUCGUCGAUGAUGACCACCCCGAGGGGAGGUGAUGCCACUUUCCCGUUCGGCCUCAGCACCCCGUCCACCAACCUGAACUUCGCCGAUUUCCUAAACAUGACGCCUAGUCCUGCGCAGGCAACGGGUUCGUGGGGUCGCACACCUGCCGGCGGAAAGACACCGGCAGCAGCUCGCGAGGCUCGACGCCGAUUGAACUUUGAUAAUAUCGUCCCACCAACGAACGAAACGGCACGGACGCUCAAGGUCGAAGGCCUUGGCAUGGAUCUGGGUGGCGAGCUCGUUUCAUGA